Molecule: messenger RNA, 9754 nt
Organism: Leptidea sinapis
Lineage: Eukaryota; Metazoa; Arthropoda; Insecta; Lepidoptera; Pieridae
Product: gamma-aminobutyric acid receptor subunit beta-like
Exons: 10
Coding region: 61-1566 (501 amino acids)
Biological process (GO): regulation of membrane potential; chloride transmembrane transport; chemical synaptic transmission
Cellular component (GO): neuron projection; synapse; membrane
Molecular function (GO): GABA-A receptor activity; chloride channel activity; extracellular ligand-gated monoatomic ion channel activity
Source: RefSeq, a predicted model, not a curated record
CAGCAACCCGAGAAGCGGUGGCUGGCUAUCCAAGUCCGCUAAGAAGCGGCGGACGCAAACAUGCCUUCGAAUCGUCCGAAACGCGUGCGUUUCAUCGCGAUCGUGUUUUCUUUAGCAAUCGCAUCUUUACCGCAUGCUGAGCAGGCAGGUGCUGGAGGAGGUGGCAUGUUUGGUGAUGUCAACAUAUCCGCAAUACUGGAUUCACUCAGUGUCAGCUACGACAAAAGAGUGAGGCCUAACUAUGGCGGACCUCCAGUAGAUGUGGGAGUCACCAUGUACGUGUUAUCCAUCAGCUCUCUAUCCGAAGUGAAAAUGGACUUUACUUUGGACUUCUACUUCAGGCAAUUUUGGACGGAUCCAAGACUUGCAUAUAAGAAAAGACCAGGCGUAGAAACUUUAUCGGUGGGAUCUGAGUUUAUUCGCAACAUUUGGGUGCCAGACACCUUUUUCGUCAACGAAAAGCAGUCUUACUUCCACAUUGCUACUACAAGCAAUGAAUUCAUUCGUAUUCACCAUUCUGGAUCUAUUACACGCAGUAUAAGAUUGACCAUCACCGCUUCUUGUCCCAUGGAUCUUCAAUACUUUCCAAUGGAUCGUCAGUUAUGCAACAUAGAAAUAGAAAGCUUUGGCUACACCAUGAGGGACAUCCGAUAUAAAUGGAAUGAGGGGCCUAACUCUGUAGGUGUCUCCAGCGAGGUUUCACUACCGCAGUUCAAAGUGCUCGGGCAUCGACAGAGAGCAAUGGAAAUAUCUCUUACAACAGGAAAUUACUCCCGUCUGGCUUGUGAAAUCCAAUUUGUGCGUUCAAUGGGAUAUUAUUUGAUUCAGAUAUACAUUCCAUCUGGUCUGAUUGUAAUAAUAUCUUGGGUUUCAUUCUGGUUGAACCGCAAUGCUACUCCGGCGAGGGUGUCUCUUGGCGUAACCACGGUGCUGACAAUGACUACUCUUAUGUCUUCGACAAAUGCUGCUCUGCCAAAAAUCUCUUACGUAAAGUCUAUUGAUGUCUACUUGGGUACCUGCUUCGUCAUGGUCUUCGCAAGUCUACUAGAAUACGCAACGGUUGGCUACAUGGCUAAGAGAAUACAGAUGCGCAAACAACGUUUCACUGCUGUUCAGAAAAUGGCUGUUGAGAAGAAGAAUCAUGUUGACUGCCCACCUGGCCCUUCUGAGCCGUUGCCUCCUCCCCGUGCAAGCACACUGGCACGACCUACACCUCCAUGUCGUUCAUCGUCAUAUAACACACAGGAAGUUAGAUUCAAAGUGCAUGACCCGAAAGUAUACUUGAAGAGCAUUCCUAUUGAGAAUACCGUGAAUGGCGCACGAGCUCCUCCGGCACCAGCUGCUGCUCCUGCUCCGCCAGCAGAAGAAGAAAUACCACCGCAUUUGUUGCAAGCUUCUAAGAGCAUCAAUAAACUCCUGGGCACUACUCCUUCGGAUAUCGACAAGUACUCCCGCAUUGUAUUCCCCGUUUGCUUCGUGUGCUUCAAUCUAAUGUACUGGAUCAUUUACCUGCAUGUGUCUGACGUCGUGGCUGAUGAUUUGGUGUUACUUGGCGAAGAGCAUUAAGCACGAAUUAACUGAUUUUACGGAUGAACUGACUUGGCAAGAAUUUCGAGUGAUUUUAAGCUGUAUUUCAACUUAGACAUGUCGCUUCUAAAUGUAACGGUUUUUAUCAGUAACACAAUACUUUCAUUCAUAUUAUAAUAUUUAUCUGCACGAAAUCAUAAUAAUAUCGAUGUUAUAAUAGAUGAAUAACAUUAAAAUAUAUAAAUUGAUCCAAAUAUUAAUGUAACUUAGUAGACAUAGGACUUUCCUUUUAAUUCAUUAUAUAGUAUCUAAUAUCAAGUAAUUUUUUUAUUAUAAUCUAAUAUGUAAAGAAUUUUUAUUAUAACCUGUAUUAUUAUUGCACACACAAUUUUAUACACUAAACAUUUAGUCUACACUCCUAUAUAAGAUAUAGUUAAAUUUAAAAAAAGAAGUGUGCCUCCUACCUAAUAUCUGAAUAAUCUUCAAGAAUAUUGAACUGAAGCAACAAAAAAAGACAAAAAAAUCGGUGAAGGCAAAUUCAACGACAUAGCGCGUAAAGGACUCUGAUUAAAUAGAUUUUUUGUAGCAUUUUAAAUGUAGGUUGAAAUUCUAAAUACACUAGCCUAUGAAAUACACAGUCAAAUAUCUACUUGCACAGUACUUAGGCAAUUAGAUAAUAUUAGUUUUAUCGUGUUAGGUACACGCCACAUAAUAAGAUCUAGAUAUCUACAUAAUAAUUAAGCCUUUGUCUUCGUGUUUGAUCUUGGUUUAAGUAUAUACCUAACAGAUUUAUCUGUUCAUUUUCGACAAUAUUUUUCUGUGUUAUAAAUAUUAAGAGCUGUGUUUUAACUAUCACUUAGCUUUAUUAUGAAUAGAUAUGAAAACUUCCAUUCGUAAUACUUUGACAAUAUUAUUUAAGUAAUACAUGAUUAUGUAUGUGUUCCUGCCUAUCGGACAUAGGACUCGGCUCCCUAGGUGGUAUGAUGACAGCUAGCUGACGCAAAUACAAACUUCUAAAAUAAUAUAUUUAUUUAUAAUAUUCCGAAACUUAUUUUUUUUUCUUUUUUAUGCCAAUCACACUUUUGGAAAAUUAUUGUUUAAAUAGUAAAAUAAAUAAAUCUAUUUGAUUACCUGAUGAUUAUACAAAAUUAUCGAUAGUUAUAUGCUGUUGAUAUUUAUGUUAAAGUGUCGUCAAAUAUAUUUAUUGCACUGUUUAUUUAUCACUUAGCUUUACUAGCAUUGACCAGUAGUUAUUAAUAAGUGUAUGUAAUAGGGGAGACCUAUUACACAUCGAUAUAUUUUUGUCGUUUCGGAGGAUGUUUACGAAGAAAUUAUUGAAGUUUAUAUCAUGAAAAUCGCGUGUCAUGCAGCGAUGGCGUUAUGAUUAGUAUUAUUGUUGAAAUUAUUUUAGGGAGCCUAAAACAUAUGUAUAAUAUUUUAUUGUUAUACUAUAUAUAAUUUCCAAACCUUACUAAUUACUGUCAAUUGCCUCUUUAUUCUGUUAAUUCGUUAACAAUGUUAUUCUAUAAAUUAGUUUAUUAAUGUUAUUCAAAUAAUAUUACUAACUAUAACUUAACAUAAUGCGAGGGUUGUAAUGUAAAGAAUUGUUGUAUAUUAUAGGAAGGCUUUCAAUUUGAGUCAUUUAAUACAAAUGUACCUACAUGAAUAUAAUAUGUAUGCAUAUAUUCAUUCCUGUACUCUACCCAUAACUUUUAGCGAGUAUGUCGACUUGUGCGGUGUGAAAUUAUUAUUUUUUCUAUUCCAUGUUUAAUUGAAUGUAGUCGUGUUAUAUCAUCCUGAUUUACGAAGUUAUUUUAAUAUGGUGUAAGUAAUAAAGAUAUUAAUAGUACUUUAGAUUGGUGGUUUGAUUAUUGGAUGAACGUUCAUGUACGAAAUGUUUAAUGUAGCCAGAAUACAUUUUAAAUGCAUUGUACAUGCGCAUAAGCAUACAUAAAUUAGCAGUAUGAAACAACGAGUAGUAUUUUAAUCAUGGAUAGGAAAAAAAGCAACCUUAAAAAGAUUAUGUAUUAUGUGAUCCAUAUUAAAAUUAAUAUGUUUUUAAAACACAUGUAAUUUUGUAAUGGAUUCAAUAAAAUUAAGGUUACAUAAAAUAUUUGGUAUGUCGCGAGUUGUGAUAAAAAUUAGAUUAGUUGUUAGGAAAAGCAGUUUUACAAUGGAGUAGGAAUUGUGCAUUGCACAAUUGGUUAGAAGAAAUAGUACAACCUUAAGGGAAUAUUCGGCGUGCUCAAAUAUAUUGUAUAAUUGAAACAUUCAAAUGUAGUUGAAACUUGAAGAUAGCUUGAAGGUUUCUUAGGCAGUGAAUAAAUAAAUACGUUUAUGCCUAUUUUAAAUUGAUAUAGAUAACAUUUUGUUCGUAAGUGUUAUCUGAUUUCAAUUUGUAAAAAUUGCAUAGUAUGUGAAAAUUUUGUCGGAGGUUCAAUAACGUAUAAAACUACAGAUUGUUUUUUAAAAUAAAAUUAUUUUAAUAAAGGUUUCUAUUUCUUUCAUAGAUGGAAGUUAUUAAAUAGUUACUGUUUUAAUACAUUUUAUGAACAAUUGUUAAUUAAACUAAAAUCAUUAUAUUAUUUAUAAUAAAUCUCAUAAAAAUGUUAUGUAAUUGCACUUAGAUAAGAGUAGCGUAGAUUGCCGGUGAGAGAGUGGAUGAAUUGUGUUAUGAAGGUCAAAGAAACAAAGAACAUUCACAUUAAAAGAAAAUAAAACAAUUUUUCAGUGAAAUUUUUGUUAUAUCAGAUAAUUCAAUUAUAUUGUCCAAUAAAUGAUAAAAACUUGUUCUGUGCAGUCAAAGUCAAUGGGAUAAUAAACUUUGGAAAAUUAACCCAAACCAUCCGCUUUCUUUCCGUGUGAAACCAAAUUCUAAAUCACAUUCAAAUAAAUAUUAGAUUAAUAUAAAUAUCGAUAAUGCAAUAAGUAAUAAAUAUAAAAUAUUUACAAUAUAAUAACAAAGAAUAGUUUUAGUAAAGCACUUAAAAGCAAAAAACAAGUCAAAGAUUAAAUUGAGUUUUUAAAAACAUAUGAAGUCCUUUUGUUAAGGGGCUAUUUUAACUCAAAGAUAAAUUGAAAUAAACUAAUGAUUUUGAUUGUUGUUCUUUUACUCAACUCCUUGAACAUCUCACUUAUUUUAUUGCGAUCUACAACCGAUAAGUGUAACUUUAUAUUAUAUAUUAUGAUGACACUCUUUGACGAUCAACGUAUUUUUUAACACUAGUUUUUAAAUUAAGUAUAUAUUACUUAUUGUCAAUUAAUAAUAAAGUAAUUUAUCUUCAAAAUCUAAGCUUAUUUGAGUUUAACAAGUGAUUUGAGAUUAACUUAUAGCCCCUUAAUAACAGGUUAAUAAAUAUUUCGUUCUAGUGUGAUGUAAUCAUUGCGAAAAUUUUAUAUUGUAAAUUGAAUGUUCUAGUUUGAAAAAGAGUGGUUAAUCGACGCAUUCACAAACAUUAGCAAAAUAUACGCAUGAUUUGAAAUAUUUUAGUCAGAUAUUUAUUUGAUCCGCAAAUUAUCUUUAUAUUUAGAAAAUUAAGCAAUAUCAGGGCUUUAUCAUAUAACUAGUUUUUUACUUAUUAGAAAUAUAAGUUACUUUGAAAUGAUAUACGUUUAACAAAAAGUAAGUUUAGUUCUAGCUAAUAUUAUAAAUAUUGCUUUGAAAUAUAACGAAAAAAGAAGCAAUAUUUUUUUCUCUAGCUGUUGAUUUGCGGCAUUACUAAGGGUUACUACAUUCAAUGAAAUUAUUUAUAAGAAUAAACGUUUUUGUUAAACCCACGUCGGAAACUGAGUUCAUAUGUGUUUUGCACUGAUGUGAAUGCGUACUAGUAAAAAUAGUAAGCCUAAUCAACAAUUAUGCCCUACCGUAAUUUAAUUAACACAGUACCUAGAAACGAUGCCUUUAAUAUGUAUAAUAGAUAAUAUUAUUAUAUUUUUUGGCAAAUUUGAAGGUACAGACCGGAAGAACGCGAAAAAUCAAAAGCAUAACUAAAGAUGCUAAUAUAUUUUUAUUAUUGUACACAUUGAUUCAUAGGAAAUAUAGACUCAGUUUUACAUGUUUAGAGUGUAUAGUGAAUAAUACCCUGUUUUACGUGUUGCUAUAAUUUUUAGUAUAACUAUGAAUGUAAUUGUGCCAAAAUCAGGCUGUAUUAUUUUCAUAUGAAAACUUUGUUAAAAUAUCUUGUUUAGUUUCUUAGUAUUUAUUUAGUUAAUUAUUAUUAUUAGAAUAUUAAUGUUCUUGAGUAUGUGUGAUUGCAUGAAUUGUUCAUGUCGUUAACUUUAUCACUAACUAACAUUCUGGUUCGUUAAAGAACAUGAGUUUCCGUAAGCCCCUUCUAGGUACCUCAUUUUAAAAAUAUUUACCUUAAUCUUUUUAUCAUCUGUAAAACUAUGAAAAAUAUACACAAUCAAUGUAAAUUUGUAUUCUUACAUUCUGUCACACUUCAUGUAUCUUAAUAUUUUAAAUUGAUUUCCUGUGAUGUGUUUCUGUAUGUCUUUUUCAACCUCUCAAAGAUUAUGUCAUACAUAUUCAUACGAAAAUAAUAUUCAAAUCAGGCUACUCAAAACCUUAUAUCCUUACAGGGUGCUUGAUUGAACACAUUACUCUGUACUUACACUUUAAAAUAUUAUAAGCUCUAUUGCAUAUAUAGCAACAUUAGCCAUUGAAAUAAAUACAAGGGCGUGCAUUCAACAAAAAAUUUGCACUCUGUGCCUGUAAAAUCUAUAUAGAUACAAUAACAUCGUAAUAAAGUAAACACUGUAAUUUAAAUUUAUCUACAAAGUUAAAAAGUUCUACAAACAGACCAAAGUCAAAACAUCAUUUUAUACAAUUUUAGUCUGUUUGUCUGUGCAUCCGGGAUAAACGGAAUAAGCUACAUGCAGCCAUAGUGUUUUCCCUGCUCUAACGACGUGAGCAUGUAGUAAACAUAUUUAUCUCCUUUCAUAGAAUUUUGCUCUAUUCAUUAUUGAAAUACAAUCUUCAAUAAAGUAUUUGAUAUGAAGCUGAUUGGGUCCCAAGCAAUAAACCAUUUAAGGUGAAUUUUUUAGCUCUUCAAACGGCUUAUUUACUUGUCUUUGGCUGUAUUCGCCUAUAAAUUCUUGGCUUAUGAUGUCAAUGAAAAGAAGAGAUUCAGAAUAAAGCAGAUGGAUUAUAAAAAAUAAACUUUGGUGGACUGUUUCCACUGCAUUAUUACUUCCACGCUACAGCACGAAAUAUCCUUAUACAUUUCCACAAAUAAAAAUAUACAUGAAUUUUAGCUGACAAGCUAAAGUUUAUUGUUUUAAUAAUAAAAAAAUGUGGAUAGCUAGAGAAUAUUGUCUAAAUUGUUAAUCAGUAACAUUUUAUGUAGGUUUUUUUUAAUCAUUAGUUAAAUAGAGGUGACACUUGAGGGUUUAUUCAAAAAUCAGUUCUAUAAUUGAUCAUGUUAUAUUGAGUAAUAAAUGUAACACAUACAACUUCGUUUGAAUGUACGCCCUCCAUGCAUUAUUUUUUCUCAAUUUUCUGCCACUGCUUAUACUAUAUACUGCGGUUACACUAUACUAUAGUGCUGAAAGGAGUUUUAAAAAGAUUAUAUUUUAUAUCACAAAUUCAAUUAAUUUCGGUUAUUGAUAUUAUACUUUAGAGUUAUUUUUAAGGUGGCUUAGCUAAGUAGUGAUCCCUUGAAUCUUCGUAGACUCUUAAAACAAUAGGAAAUUUAAACAUUUAUAUAAGUAUUAGUUUCCUCAUUGUAGUUUACAAUAACUCAAUAACUUACUCUUAUCAUAUUUCUCAUCAACACCAUAGUUUUUAUCUCAAAUAUCAGCUAAAUCACAAUGUAAUCUUUCAAAUGAUUCUGUAGUGGUUCAUAGAUAUUUAAUAUAAGUAAUAAGUACUUUAACAUCACUUUUUCAUAUUAAAAUAUUUGUAUUAUAUUUACAUUAAAAUUUAUUUACGUAGAGCUAUUAGAUACGCUAAAUAUUUUUGAAUAUUUAUAUUUUAACGUUUGUAGUCAUUUAAAUGUGAAUUUUAUUUGAGACUGUACUAAGUAGUAGUUAGUAGUAGUGGAGAAAUAGUUUAAAAAAAAACUACUACUCAUCAGGUCAUUCCUGUUAAUAAAAAAAAUUGUUUGCAAGUAAAUUUUAAUUAAUUUUUAUUGUAAUUUAAGAAACUAAAACAAAAUUUAAUUUAUCAGUACCUCUGUUUCUAUCUAUAACAGGUAUUUAUUGAUUUAACUAACGCAUUCAUCUACUACUUACUAAGGAAAUUAAUGUAUACUUUACUUACAUUUUGUUAGUUUAAAUAAAACAGAAAAUUUUAAUUGUAUAUUGUAAUAUUGUUUAAACUUAUGUUUUCAAUAUAUUAAUGUCCUUGUAUAUUCUAUACAAAUCACUAUAAUAUUGUACAUUUGUAUACUAGAGUAUAUUGCGUUAAAACUUCCUCACAAGCCAGUAUUCAAAAUUCAUUCAUUCAAAAAUUCAUUUUUUUUAUAAUCUUACAUCGGAACGCUAAGAGCAGAUGAAAAAAUCAUACAUAUGUAAGUCUGUUUGACUGAAAUCUGACAUUGAUGAUAUUUUGUAAGAUAGAACUUUCUAUCUGUAUUAGAAACAAGAUAUUAAGAGUGUGAAUUGUCUUUUUAAACAUCAAGGCAUUAAUGGCAAGUUAGAGUAUGAGGUAUUACUAGAAAUCAUACCUAUUGGGUUCAUGAAGGUAGGUAAUAGACGAAUGAAUACGGAAAACUGAUAUAUUAUCAUAAUUAGAUAUAAAAGUCUAAGCUGACACAAAAAUAACUAUGAGGAUGAUUCUUUGUUUUUACAAGUUUCUAUUAAAAAUUUCAGUGUUUUUUUUUUUAUAAAUUAUAAAGCUUUACAGAUUACCUAGCAAUCAGUAAAAUGAUUAGUUUAUUUCCGUACUAUAUAUAAAUUGAAUUUGAAGAUAUUACGAACGUAUAUAACAUUCAAAUCGUACACGAGUAAGCUUUUUUUGACUAACAUCUGUAUUUUAUAAAAUGUGAGAAAUAUUGUCUCAAAUAAAAUUAUCGGAAAAUGUAUUGAAUAGCAUGUUAUAAGUGGGGAACAUUUCAUUUAAGGUACAAUAUUCCUUUUGAUUUAAAUCAAAAAUAUGUAUGUGCCGCGGUUAUGUUAGAACUGUGUUCCAUAAAUCAUUUCCCAUAAUAAACAAAUUUAUUUACAGAAUAAAUUUGAUUAAAAUUUAAAAUUUAGAAAAACUCAGUUUCUUGCGCCCGUUCGACACUGGUUGGUACAUGUUUUCGAAUGUAUUUUGACGAUUUUUUUUGGCAAUAAAAUCUUAAAUUUUUUGAAUUCAAUUGAAAAUUUUUUUUUAUGAAUAAGCUGUUGAUGAACGAAACCAUGUCGAUGCUGUAAGUAACGAUUAUAAUUUGUGGCACCAUACUGAAUUACUAAAUAUUAAUAGGUGGCAUAAUCGUCCUUCGAAAAAUUUCAUAAGAAAUAAAAAGAAAAUCAUGUUUAAUUUGAUUUUAUAAGAAACCUGAGCGUCACCGAAUUGUACAGGCGACCAGAAAAUUGUCAAAAUAUCAUUGCUUUACAGUGUCACUAAAACCAUUCAGUGAAAUUAAUUAAUUAAAAUAAUCACUAAUUUAAGACUUCGAGGGCUUUGACAAUAUACCUACACAUUUAAGAAUAACUUUUAAAACACAUCAAAGUACAGCAAACGAAGCACUUCUUUUAUUCUUUGAAAUAAAAAAUCCGUAACACACAUCCUAUUAAUAUAUAUCCUGCAUCAUUUAAAAUUUAAAUCAACCCGUAACAUAUGCUGCAAAUUUUGCCCGAAAUUCUUCUAUUUUAAGAUGAAGAUAUUUAUUGUAUUUGUUUUGUGAUGGACGAGUUAUUUUACGACGAGACGAUUUAUAUGGCCAACGUGUUGAAAAACACCUCACUCAUUACGAAAUAAGGAAUUGACUAUGUUAUCUAUCAGAAUUUAUAUGUUUUAUAUUCAAUGUUUUGACAAUAAGUACGAGCUAUCCAUUCUUCAAAUAUUUUUCAGCUUCGAAUUUUGAUUGUGUAAUGAAAUGUUCCUGCUUAACUGUGAAUUUUUGUGGUUAUAUUAAUAGUUAUAACGAGAAGUUAUAAAAUUAUUUUUAAGAAUCAUUUCUUCCUCAAAAUCAGUCCUUUGUAUGGUGUUGAUGAUACUGUUGCUCAAGUGAACUUUAAUUAUCUACGUGUAGUAUCUAUGUACUAUUUAUUUAGUUCUGUGAUUCAAUAAAGUUAUGUA